Molecule: messenger RNA, 1526 nt
Organism: Scheffersomyces stipitis CBS 6054
Lineage: Eukaryota; Fungi; Ascomycota; Pichiomycetes; Serinales; Debaryomycetaceae
Gene: OP4
Product: Op4p
Exons: 2
Coding region: 37-1236 (399 amino acids)
Source: RefSeq, a predicted model, not a curated record
CAACUUUGAUUCCUUAAAACCUCACAUACACACACAAUGAAGUUAUCUAACACCGCUUUGUUGGCUAUUGUUGCCUCUUCCACCUUAGUUGCUGCUGCCCCAGCCAAGAAGAGAGAAUUUACUACUGUCAAGAGAUCUGACAUCAACGAAGUUUUGGAAAUCUUGAAAGAUAUCCAAGGCCUUAAGCAGAAGAGAGAAUUUCUCGAAGGUGAUGAAUUGAUUGCCCUCGAUGCCAGAGCCGACAACGCCAUUGUUGACUUGAUUAGUGCUUUGUUCAACUCAGGUAUCAUUGGUGAAAUCUGGAACACUCUUACCACAGACACUGCUCUUCAAUCUACUCUUAAGAAUCUUAUUCAAUCUGCCAUCAAUGGUUUGAUUGUUCAAGGUCCAGCAUUGAUCUCUGCUAUCUGGAACUCAGGUUUGAUCGGUAACCUUUUCAACACUUUGAUCAACGACGCCGAUGUCAGAAGCUCUUUCUUGGGUGUCGUCAAGUACAUUUUUGACUUUGCCCUCAAUUUGAUCACUGGUGGUUCCAGCACCACUGCUGCAGCAGCACCAGCACCAGCACCUUCUGCUGCACCAGCUGCUAAGAGAGAGAUCACUGAAUUAAACCUCAACGGUGAAUACCUUGACAAGAGAGACGUUUCUGAAGUUGUUACAUACAUCUACAACGCUAUCAAAGACUCCGGUAUUGUUACCACUUUGAUUAACAAGGUUUUGGCCGACCCACAACAAUCUAUCUCCUUCUUGACUUCUGCUCUUCAAUACGGUGUCGUUGCCGUUGAAGAUGUCUACGGAUGGGCUAAGAGCUCCGGUCUUUUGGACGAAGCCUUGCAAUACUUGCAGGAGAACGGUGGUACUUACAUCGGUGCCAUUGCCUCUUGGUUGUCUGGUGCCAUCUCUUCUGGUUCCGUCUCUGCAUCUGACAUUGCUGCCGCUUCUGUUCCAUCCAACACCGGUGCCACAUCUGUUGCUACUACUGCUGCUGCUGCUGCUCCUGCUGCUAAGGCCAAUCCUACCACAACUGCUGGUGCUGCCACCACUGCCGCUCCAGUUCCUACUGCUGCUGCCACAAACAACGAUGCAGUUCUUCAAUCUUUGAUUAAUGCUUACGGUGGUACACCAAACACUGUUGCCACUACUGUCGCAACAGCUGGUCUUGCAGGAAGUAUCAACCAACUUGUUGGUGCUGCUAACCAAGCUGCCGGUUCGCUCAAGAAGAGAAGAGUCUACUAAUUGCGAUAAAUCAAAACAAAAGUUGAACUACCGUCAUGAACACUACAAUAAUGUCCUAAAAACUAUUUAUUAAAGUUGGAUAAUACCCCGAAAACUGAAAAAGUUCAAGCAUCUCAUUGGUAGUCAGAUGGCUGUUUGCAUAUUUAUCAAUUACCAUGGCUCGUUUGCGUUUGAAGAAAUUGGCUUUUCGGUUCAUAUUUAAGAAUAUUACUUUCAAACUCCGUUACUUGUUUAUUUAGUUCUCCCCACAACAUAUUUUACAUACAUUUUAAUAUAAAGCCAAAAGAUCG